Messenger RNA from Paramuricea clavata, 345 nucleotides. Lineage: Eukaryota; Metazoa; Cnidaria; Anthozoa; Malacalcyonacea; Plexauridae. The record is from the annotation of a GenBank genome assembly.
AUGGCAGAUCUUGACCUCGAUAUUGACCAGCCUGAUGAUAAUAUACAUGAUGUCAUCAAAGCAGCUGAAGUGGCCCAAAAAAGAAAAAUUAGUAACCAAAUCCCACACCUCAUUGACAAUAAGCGAAAGCACCUAGAGAAGGCUCUCUCAGCUGCGCAGCGAGAUAAGCUGUUACUAAACGAGGCAAAAGAGGAUUCUACAUUUCGCAAAAAUUUGGCAGAAGCAACACGGCAGUCGACAGAAUCUUUUGCAAUUACAUUAAAGGAUGUGAGCACUUCCAUCAUGAAUGUUGGAAAUGGAAUUUCUCGAUCUAUGGAAAUGAUGUCGCAAGCUAUUAUGGCUCAG